AUGUUAGUGCCACAAGACAUGACAGGGGCGCAAUCGCGUCUGCUGUAUCAGCUGAACAAAUUCUACGGAGACAGGGUCCAGGCGAGAAAGAUCGGCAUCGCCAAAACCCUUCGCGAAGUCUGCCGCAUUGUACAGGACGUCCUGAAGGAAGUCGAGGUCCAGGAGCCUCGAUUCGUCAGUUCGCUCUCCGAGACGGGCCACGGCCGCUAUGAAGGCAUUGAUGUCAUCUCACCCACGGAGUUUGAAGUGAUCCUCUACUUAAAUCAGAUGGGGGUAUUCAACUUCGUGGACGACGGUUCGCUUCCUGGGUGCGCCGUCCUCAAAUUGUCCGACGGUAGAAAAAGAUCUAUGUCGCUGUGGGUAGAGUUCAUCACCGCGUCCGGUUACCUAUCAGCGCGAAAGAUUCGAUCUCGCUUCCAAACACUUGUCGCACAGGCGUGUGACAAGUCGGCGUAUCGAGACUGCGUCAAAAUGAUCUCGGACACUACUGAAGUCAAGUUGAGGAUCAGGGAGCGUUAUGUCGUCCAGAUUACACCGGCUUUCAGAUGCGCAGGUCUGUGGCCAAGAUCCGCGACUCAUUGGCCGUUGCCGCAGAUUCCGUGGCCUUCACCGGCAAUCGUGACCGAAGUCAAAGCCGAGGGUUUCGACCUGCUGUCGAAAGAGUGCGUGACGCUACAAGGCAAACAGUCAUCGAUGGAGGGCGACGCUUGGGUUUUGUCGUUUCUCGACGCCGAGAACCGCCUUCUGAAUUCGGGUGGCUGCCGACGGAGAUGUCUAAGCCUGCUCAAAACGCUUAGGGAUAGACAUCUCGACCUACCCGGCAACCCUGUGACGUCCUACCACCUCAAAACCCUGCUGCUUUACGAGUGCGAGAAGCAUCCUAGAGAUCAGGAUUGGGAGGAAACCUGUUUAGGGGACCGAAUCAACGGUAUAUUCCUGCAGCUCAUCUCGUGUCUUCAAUGUCGACGGUGUCCUCACUAUUUUCUGCCGCACUUGGAUCUGUUCAAGGGGAAAUCCGCGUCCGCUCUCGAGAGCGCCGCCAAGCAAACGUGGCGGCUCACGCGGGAACUCCUCACGAAUCCACGAUCUUUGGAAGAACUGUGAAAGGACCUCCUCACAUUGAAGCUCAUUGAAGUCUCCGACCACGACAAGGGAACAAAAUACGCAGAGGGAUAUCCGAAAUGUGGCUAUCGAACGACUUCUCGACGGAGACCGGAGGGAGGAAGCUCCUGAAAGGGCGUGGCCAGCCUCAGCUCGCCGAGGAGACGCUUCAAACCCACCGAGAGAACGU
Molecule: messenger RNA, 1291 nt
Organism: Galendromus occidentalis (western predatory mite)
Lineage: Eukaryota; Metazoa; Arthropoda; Arachnida; Mesostigmata; Phytoseiidae
Product: nucleotidyltransferase mab-21
Exons: 1
Coding region: 1-1104 (367 amino acids)
Source: RefSeq, a predicted model, not a curated record